CGUUUCCCUUCCCCUUUUCUUUUCCCAGAUGGGGACGGCUCUGUAAUCCUGCGACCCGGGAACAAAUACGAGUACAAAUUCGGAUUCGAGCUUCCCCAGGGGCCUCUGGGUACCACCUUCAAGGGAAAGUACGGCUGUGUGGAUUAUUGGGUGAAGGCCUUCCUGGAGCGCCCGUCCUUCCCCACUCAGGAGAUAAAGAAGCGCUUCGAGGUUAUGGAUCCUGUUGAUGUGAACACUCCAGAAUUGCUGUCCCCAGUUGCUGCCAAGAAGGAGAAGAAGGUGUCCUGUAUGUUCAUUCCUGAUGGACGCGUGUCGGUCAGCGCUCAAAUCGACAGGAAGGGCUUUUGUGAAGCCGCCGCCAGCCGCUCGGGCAUCGGCAGCCGCAGCUCCAGCAUGGCCAGUCAGACCAGCUCCGAAAUGAGCUGGGUGGACUUGAACCUCCCUGAUGCUCCGGAAGCACCCCCGUGCUACCUGGACAUCGUUCCCGAAGACCACCGCCUGGAGAGCCCCACCACUCCCCUCCUGGAUGAUCCCGAAAGCUUUGACAGCCCCAUCUUCAUGUACGCUCCGGAGUUCAAGUUCAUGCCACCACCCACCUACACGGAGGUGGACCCCUGCAUCGCUAACAACAACGUGCAGUGAGCGCCGAGGAAAAAGUUACUCUCCCGCUUUUUCCGGACUCUCAAUCCGCCGUGAUGGACACCUUGCGAGCAGCGCCCGGGCCUCGGGUCUAGGAGCCCCGCUGCAGGAGGAGCGGCCGCUCGAAGGGCAACCCCCGGCUCUGCUCGGCGAGCGUGGAAGAGGCGAUGAGGUGUACGAGUCUUUCGCGUUCCCUCGCGUGUUGG
Messenger RNA from Pygoscelis adeliae (Adelie penguin), 845 nucleotides. It is a transcript of the gene TXNIP, whose product is annotated as thioredoxin interacting protein. Gene Ontology annotation, cellular component: cytoplasm. The record is from RefSeq and is a predicted model, not a curated record. Gene Ontology annotation, biological process: protein transport. Gene Ontology annotation, molecular function: ubiquitin protein ligase binding. The annotation marks the transcript as partial. The transcript is spliced from 6 exons. NCBI's taxonomy places the organism in Eukaryota, Metazoa, Chordata, Aves, Sphenisciformes, Spheniscidae.